AUGGCAAGAGAUCCUGGCAAAUCGAGAUUCAUUCUUAUGCCCGUUGAUGGAUCUGACCACAGCAACAGAGCUUUCGAUUGGUAUUUGAAACAAAUGUACAAGGAAGGCGACCAUGUUGGCAUCCUUAACAUCGUGGAGCCUCCGAAAGUUCCUGCUUCCUUUAUGGUGAUGGGACCGCUUGUAACUCCAGAUGAAUGGCAUAAGCAGCUUCAUGAAAAUGUCGAGAAGUCAAAGAAAAUAGCCGACGAGUACAAAAAAAUGUGCGAGAAGGCUGGUGUGCAGUGUUCGGUGUUUGUGGAGGGGACAGAGGACAGUCCUGGCGAGAAGAUUUGCCAAGUUGUGAAAGACAAACAAGCAGAUGGUGUUGUUAUGGGCUCUCGUGGGAUGAAUCUCCUUCGCAGAACUUUCCUUGGUAGUGUCAGCUCCUACGUGAUGAACCAUGCUCACGUCCCUGUUGUGGUUACCCCACCCAAGGCUGAAGAAGGGUCUUAG
This is a messenger RNA of Rhopilema esculentum, 492 nucleotides long. NCBI's taxonomy places the organism in Eukaryota, Metazoa, Cnidaria, Scyphozoa, Rhizostomeae, Rhizostomatidae. The record is from RefSeq and is a predicted model, not a curated record.